Molecule: messenger RNA, 3717 nt
Organism: Engraulis encrasicolus (European anchovy)
Lineage: Eukaryota; Metazoa; Chordata; Actinopteri; Clupeiformes; Engraulidae
Gene: mief1
Product: mitochondrial elongation factor 1
Exons: 8
Coding region: 94-1500 (468 amino acids)
Biological process (GO): mitochondrion organization; positive regulation of mitochondrial fission
Cellular component (GO): mitochondrial outer membrane
Source: RefSeq, a predicted model, not a curated record
GGAGGCCCUCAGGAGGGGCCAGUUCUUCCUCAGCAGCCGGCUGGGGGGGCUGGUGUAGAGGGAGGGGGCCGGCUACUACAUCACAGUUGAGGUAUGGCAGGUGUGAGCGGUGACCGUAAGGGCGGUAAGAAGGAUGACAAUGGUCUGGGCACGGCUCUCGACUUCAUGCUGUCCAACGCCAAGCUGGUGCUUGGGGUGGGCGGAGCCGCCAUGCUCGGGAUCGCCACCCUGGCCGUCAAGAGAAUGUACGACCGGGCCAUCAGUGCCCCCACCAGCCCCACUAAGCUGGAGCCAUCGGGGAAGCGCAGCUGGGAGGAGCCUAGCUGGAUGGGGGCGUCGCCACGGCAACUCAACCGCGACAUGAAGAGCAACGUGAGCCGCUCGCUGCAGACCCUGCCCACCUCCUCCAAUGCCUGCGAACCAGAGCUGCUGCGUCGGCCGGGCGGUCGGCACGGCCACGGGCAGGUGGAGUUGGCGCGGGCGCGCAUGCGUCUGUCACUGCAGGAGCACCUGUGGGCAUACUUCCGGGAGCGUGUAGCGAUCCCUGGCGACGAGCAGGCCGUGGCCAGGAGGGCGGCGCUAGACAUCUGCAGCGAGCUGCGCGUCUUCCUGCACGCCAAGCUGCCAGACAUGCCCCUCAGGGAGAUGUACCUCAGCGGCAGCCUCUACGAUGACCUGCAGGUAGUCACGGCGGACCACGCCCAGCUGAUGGUGCCGAUGAUCCUGGAAAAGAACCUGUGGUCGUGGGUUCCGGGCGAGGACACCAUCAUGAACGUGCCGGGCUUCUGGCUGGUGCGGCGCGAGAACCUGGAGUACUUCCCCCGCGGCAACAGCUACUGGGACCGCUGCAUGGUGGGAGGAUACCUCUCGCCCAAGAGCGUCCUCGAGGUGUUUGAGAAGUUGGUUGCAGGCACCAUCAACUGGCCGGCCAUUGGCAGCGUGCUGGACUAUGUGAUCCGGCCGGUGGUGCCUUCAGAGACACUGACUCUAGAGGUGCAGUACGAGACGGACCGGCGUCUGUACGUGGACUUCCUGCCGCUGCUGGUGAUGGAGGACGGGGCGUCUCUGAUCGCCAAGCCCCACCGGCUGGCAGCCGAGCGGCACCAGAACCUGUGGAGGCAGAGCUUCCGGGUGGCCGAGACCGCCAAGCUGCGUGCCCUCGACCAGGAGGACGGAGGAUGCCGCUGCGUCUGCCUCAAGGUGGCCAAGGCGGUGUGCAAGCUGAACCCGGCGUUGUCGCGUGUGUCGGCGAGCCAGCUGACUAACGCCAUCCUGCUGCUGAGCGAGCGAGAGGGCGACUGGACGGAGGACGCGCUGGCCGACCGCUUCAUCUCGCUGCUCAAGGCGCUGGUGGGCCACCUAGAGGCCGGGAGGCUACCCUGCGCCCUCAACCCCAAGGUGGACCUGUUUUGCGAACUCACUCCCCAGGAGGUGGACGAGCUGGGCUACACUCUCUACUGUGCCCUCUCCGACCCAGAGAGCCUGCUCAGGACUGUGUGAUGAAACUAACUAUCACAACACAGCACAGGAGACGCUAUGGACCACAGAAAGAAAACACACACAAACACAUGUGCGCCCUUCACACCAUAGGAAUGUCGUAAUGUCAAGUCUUGAGCUUGAUCCGGACUGUGUGAAAACUUCAAACGACACAGGAGACACUAUGGAGCACAGGGGGAAAAAAAACACACACACUCACACGUGUGCCCUUCACACCAUAGCAAUGUCGUACUGAGUCUUGAGCUUGCUUACGACUGUGUGAAACACGAGACGCUAUUGACCGAAAAUACAAACACACUCAUGCUCUUCACACCGUACAAUACCAGUGACUUAGUAGGGUGAUUGAGUAUGUCCAACCCAACCCAGAGAACCUGUUCAGGACCCUGUGAGAGACACUUAAUCAACGAAACCCUUCACACCAUACCAAUGUCGUACUGACGAGUCUUCAGCUUGCUUAGGACUGUGUGAAAUACUAGAGACACUUUAACACACACACACACACUGUCAUACCAAUACCGACAGUGUGCGGCAGUGUGUGAGACGCUUCAGCGCACCCUUCACACACACACCAUCAUACGGUCAUACCAUACCGUACUGGCAUACAAUACUGCAGCAGGAUGACUCCUGUCUGUCUGUCUGUCUUGUCUGAUGCGGAGAGACUGCUGUGUGAGACGAGGCAGCAUAGACCCAACACACCAAAAAAAAUGCAUCCAGGGUGAUUCUGAUGAACUGUGUGAGAGACAACAGCCAUCACAUACACACACACACACACACACCAUCAAUAUCGUAGCUAAGCGGCUUAGUAAGGUACACUAAGCAGAAAUGAGUUGAGAUCAGUUAGUCAGCCUUGAAUUUUUCAUCAUGCUCAGAUUCAGUCUGAGACUGUGUGACACUGCAAAGAGGGGCGUCUCGCCACUUCCCACUUUUGUGUGAGAUGCCAUGCGCACAACACAAAAUAACACCCCAACACUGUAGCAGGUGGACCAACCGAUCCAGCAAAGAGCUUCUCUAGACAUGCAUCUGUCUCUGUGUUGUGAGAAAUGGGGCUGAGACAUCAGCGUAUUGGCUUCAAACUUUCAGACAGGUUGUGUGGUCACUCGGGAUGCACCAUUAACAUACCAAACCACACAGCACGGCGUCGUAGCCUAGGGCCGUGUGCAAUGUGAGUGUCAAGCACUGAACUUUGCAUCGGGCUCAGACAGAUUUCCACAUCUGUUGUCUGGUGGUUGACAGUUCAACAAAGCAGACCUCUGUGGUGGCUGAGUCAACUGCCUGUGAUCAGCCUGUGAAAAUGAGUCUCUGUGUGUGCUCACGGCGCCCUCUGGUGUUUCUCAGCUCACAUUGCAAUAAACCUGAGGCUGCUGGAAUCAUCUGAAAUGUAAGAGCAAUGACAUUUAUUAUUAUUAUUAUAAAUAAACAGCGCUCCAUUCAGACAUCUGAAAUCAGUAGCAGAAUGCUCUUUGGUGUCGUGCCUGUGGAUUUAGAUGCUAGUCUUGGAUGCAAAUGGAAGCAAAUGCAGCCGUCUGAUUUUCAUCAUAGCCUGGUGGAUCUGUGGGUCAUCAUUUUGUACAUGCGUCACCAUGAUGUAUAUUUUCGUAAUGGUGAUUUGAAAUAUCUUAAGUAGAAACCGCAGCAGCAAAAGGCCGAUGCAGUCACCGGGUGAUUAUGUAACUCAUGCUGCCCAUUGUUUAUGACCCCUGGACCAUACUAUCAUAUCUGUUGCACACACACACAUGCAUGCACGCACACACACACACACACACACAUACACAUACACACACACACACACAUACACACACACACGCACUCUCUCUCACACACACAUACUGUGAAGGGUGAUUGCUUUAGUGCACUGUUUCCGUUCUGUGUUGUCGGCUACUUGAAAUGUUAAAAUGUUUUAAAGCGCCAUAUGUAAGAGAUUGUUGAAUAUAUAAUCUAUCUUAUGACAAGUUCCUGUCUGGUUUGAUGAUAUGACAUGAGUUCCUCUGCAUCGUGUAUCUGGUGUAUGUUUGGGUUGAAUGGGAGUGAUGAUGUUUUGGCAGGCUCAGAGUGAAUGAGUUGUGUGGGUCUACUACAGUGUGUUGGAAAUCAAGCUUGGACUUAAGGACUACUUUCAUCUGAAGCACUUACUUGAGGGGUCGGCCUUGUUGCAAAAGCUUUCUCCAAACGCAGUUGUCCACUCAAAGGACUUUUGCCUGUAGGCACUGCUUCAAUAUGAGA